Molecule: messenger RNA, 2898 nt
Organism: Cladophialophora psammophila CBS 110553
Lineage: Eukaryota; Fungi; Ascomycota; Eurotiomycetes; Chaetothyriales; Herpotrichiellaceae
Exons: 1
Coding region: 1-2898 (965 amino acids)
Biological process (GO): proteolysis
Molecular function (GO): metalloexopeptidase activity
Source: RefSeq, a predicted model, not a curated record
AUGGCGAGGCUCUCCAACCCACUCGCUUUCACUCGUUGGCCCGUCACCGUCAUCACCUCUACUGUUUAUCUCGUCAUUAUUAUUGCUCUUCUCAUCGUUCAUACGACUGUCCCUUCUCCUCCAUCAUCGCCUACCCCCAUUCGCGGUAUUAAUCUGACGGAAGCGUGGCUGGAUCUCCAGCUUCUCACUGCGGCCUACCGCCCUUACAAUAGCCGUCGCAACGACCAAGUCCACGACUGGCUCCUCGAACGAAUCAAAUCGAUAGCGAAAGAAAAUGAUGCUUCCCCGUAUAUCUUCGAAGACAAUACCUCCAAUCUGACCUUUUCGGCGGGAGGGAUACUAUCGGGCCCCGGUGUGUCUGCCUAUUUUGAGGGCACCAACCUCGUCGUCUAUGUCCCAGGAACGGAAGAUGAUCAAACAAGAUGGUGGCUUGACCCCAGCGGGAGACCAUCGAGUCGCAAUGCGGUCUUGGUGAAUGCACAUUAUGACAGUGUCUCCACGGGCUUCGGUUCAACAGAUGACGGCGUCGGAGUUGUCUGCGUAUUGCAGUUGCUCAGAUACUUCACGACCCCCAAGAACAAACCAAAGAACGGAGUGGUGCUGCUCUUAAACAACGGCGAAGAAGAUUUUUUGAACGGAGCAAAUGUUUUCAGCCAGCACCCCAUGUCCAUGAUUGUGAGCGCAUUCCUGAAUCUGGAAGGAGCUGGUGCAGGAGGACGAGCCGCUCUGUUUCGAAGCACCGACGACGCAGUCACAAAAGCCUACGCUCGCUCCAAGUACCCAUUUGGCUCGUCCACCUCGGCAGAUGGCUUCAAUCGAGGACUUAUUAGGAGUCAGACGGACUAUGUGGUAUUCAAUGGCAAGCUAGGUUAUCGUGGAUUGGAUGUUGCCUUCAUUGGUCCGCGGUCGAGAUACCAUACUGACCAAGACGAUUCACGACACACCGGGAAAAGUUCCCUCUGGCACAUGCUCUCAGCAGCUGUAGCUACGUCUGAAGCCCUGACUUCAGCCUCGUUGAAGACAAACACAGAUCCAGGGCACAAGCCAGGGAGUCCGUCGCUCUGGUUCGACGUCUUCGGCCAAACAUUUGCCAUCUUAAAAGCGCACACCUUCUUCGCUCUGUCGGUCACCCUACUCGUUGCUGGUCCUAUCAUACUCCUCCUCACUGUUGCCCUACUGUAUCGGGCUGACAAGUUCUAUCUUUGGGCCGGAUCACAGCCCCUUCACCGCUUGAACGGAGAUGAAAAGAUCAAGCUGUACGGCUGGCGGGGCUUUUUUCGUUUCCCGCUCAUCUUGGUUACAGCUUGCGCCGUCCCAAUUGCUCUGGCAUAUCUCGUUUUCAAGGAAAAUCAAUACAUCGCCCAUAGCAGCGAGUGGGCAGUGUGGGCCAUGAUGAUUUCCUCCUUCGUCAUUGUCGCUUGGUUCUUCUGCCGAGCCGCGGACUAUACACGGCCCUCUUCUCUCACUCGUGUAUAUGGGUUCUCGUGGAUGUGGGGAGCAUGGUGGGUGCUCCUUGUCGUUGCAACCGUGUUCGAAGAACACUUCCACCUCGUCGGUCUAUACUUUGUCCUGAUCUACGCGGCUCUCGUGUGGCUGGCUACGUGGUUGUCCUACCUAGAGCUUUUUUCCUUGCCAAGGAAGUCGGUGUAUUGCCAGCGUGUGGUUGGCGAAGAAGAGCCAUCGCCCCCGCAGGCCAGCUCAGCUUCUGGGGACGGAGGCGAUGUGGACCAUCCAGAUCCCAAUGAUGACGAUGAACCAACAGAAAGGUCGAGCCUCUUGAGGAGAGGGUACCGCCAUGGGAGAGAUGAACAGAGUCGUGACGGAAAAGCCAGCGAGGACAAAACUGACACCGUCGAAGAGCCAGAUUGGAGCAAAUCCCAAUGGUCCUGGUUGUGGCUAUUGCAGAUGCUCGUCCUAGUUCCAAUCAAUCUUGUGGUAGUCGGUGAGAUCGCCCUUUUACUGACUGAAGGCCUCCACCAGACGGGACAAGACGGAAGUUCCAUGUUUCUCUUAUACAUUUUGGUCGCCGGCUGCACAAUACUUCUCUUCUCUCCACUUGUGCCUAUCCUACACCGCUUCACCUGGCAGGUACCUCUAUUCCUCCUACUCGUCUUUAUCGGCACCAUGGUCUACAACCUUACCGCAUUCCCCUUCUCCAUGAACAACAGAUUGAAGCUUUUCUUUCAGCAACAGAUCGACCUUGAAGGAGGGAACAACACCGUCUUUCUCACUGGGGUAUCGCCGUACACACGCCAUGCGGUCAACUACAUCCCCAGCUCCGCGGGACAGGAUAUCACCUGUACACCCGCUAGUCCUUCAAUUUCCGGCAACAUGGAAACCUGCUCGUGGUCCGGCAUCCCGCCCAAUGUUGCCAACCCUUCCUCCACCGCUCUUUCUCCCAAGGAACAGUACGACAGCUGGCUCACUUUCAACGUUACCCGUCUAAAUGCUAGUGACAGCGACAACAACGCCCGCUUUGUGCUCUUUGGGAAGAACACUCGCGCGUGUAAACUGGUCUUUGACACAGCGCCGAUCAAGAAAUUCCAUGUCGCUGGGCAGGCGCCGAGGGAUACACGGUUUCCUCCCGUUCCUGAAGGUGGCAGUCAAGAAAUCAGGCUGUGGAGUCGCACAUGGGGAAGAGCUUGGACCGUGGACGUCAAUUGGGACAAUCCCGCCACCAGUCCGGAACAAUCGAGGGACUCUGAAGGUUCCAAGAAUUACAAAAUCUCAACUGCUGAAAACACGAUCUAUGGCCGAGUGGUAUGUCUAUGGAGCGACGCGAAUAAGAACGGUGUAAUACCAGCCUUUGACGAGGCAAUGCAUUAUGUCCCAGAGUGGGUGGCGAUUACCAAGAGAGCAGACGGAUUGGUGGAAGGAUACAAAAGUUUCAAGAUUUGA